This is a messenger RNA of Penicillium chermesinum, 348 nucleotides long. Its product is annotated as map/microtubule affinity-regulating kinase. NCBI's taxonomy places the organism in Eukaryota, Fungi, Ascomycota, Eurotiomycetes, Eurotiales, Aspergillaceae. Gene Ontology annotation, biological process: protein phosphorylation. The transcript has a single exon. Gene Ontology annotation, molecular function: ATP binding; protein kinase activity. The record is from RefSeq and is a predicted model, not a curated record. Bases 1 to 348 code for a protein of 115 amino acids.
AUGGAAGCCUAUCAACCAGAGAAGUAUGAUCCUUUCGCAGCAGACGUGUGGGCCCUCGGGAUGAUCUAUUGUCAGAUCUACAUGCCGACUGUUCCGUGGAACCUCGGUUUUGCCGAUGAAGAUCACUUCUCCAUCUUCGAUCAGUCGGCGGUGGAUGGGCCUUUGCCAAGUGACAGGGCCCAUCUUCGAGCGAUAGUAGAGAUGCUGGGACGGAAUAUGCCGAUGCCUGCUCGGCCUUUGAUUCUCGAAAUGCUAAACCCUGAACCGAGUCAACGAGUCAGCAUGUCUGAUGCCAAGUCUACGGAGUGGAUUCUAAGUUUAGCCGAAUCCUGCGAUCCAACUCACUAG